GGAAUAUGCCAGGAAGAGCUCUCUGGACAACAGAGAAUGAGAGCUGCCUUAUAGUGCAAAAUAAGCCAUUAUACAAAAUAUUUUCCAAUUCCUUUGGAAAGUUUAAAAACUAUUCUUCCUCAGCAGAUCACAGAUGAGGGAAAGAAUAACAAGAACAAAGUUUUGAGCUGGAAAAAAUAGAGCACACGGAACUGAAGAAAAACAUCAAAUGAGAAAUCAAGGAGGAUAAUUUUUAAAUAAAGAAAAAGUGAGAAACUUCCAGUAAAAAGCCAUGCAAAUGUUUCGCAAAAACUUUUCUCAGAAAAGCUUCCUCAUGAUUCAUGGAAGAACCCAUACUUGAGACAAGCCCUGCCUUUGAAUGUCCUGUUUGUGGGGAAAGUUUCAGGCAGAAUUCCCACCUGGUAGAACACCAGAGAAUUCACACAGGAGAAAAACCACAUCAGUGCCUGGAUUGUGGGAAACGGUUCAGUCAGAGUUCCUACCUGGUGAAACACAAGAGGACUCACACUGGGGAGAAACCCUUUGAAUGUCCUGUUUGUGGGAAAAGUUUCAGUCGAAAUUUCAUCCUAGUAGAACACCAGGCAACACACACAGGAGAGGAACCAUAUAAAUGUCCUAUUUGUGGGAAAAGUUUUAUUCGAAAUUACAACCUGGUGAUACACCAGAGAAUUCACACAGGAGAAAAACCAUAUAAAUGUGCUGUUUGUGCGAAAAGUUUCAAUCAGAAUUCCAGCCUGGUGGAACACCAGAGAACUCACACAGGAGAAAAACCAUAUCAGUGUUUGGAUUGCGGGAAACGGUUCAGUCGAAGUUCCUGCCUGGUGAAACACAAGAGGACUCACACAGGAGAGAAACUGUAUAAAUGUCCUGUUUGUGGGAAAAGUUUCAGUCUGAAUACCAGCUUGGUGAAACACCAGAGAACUCACACAGGAGAAAAACCAUAUCAGUGCCUGGAUUGUGGGAAACAUUUCAGUCAGAGUUCCUGCCUGGUGAAACAUAAGAGGACUCACACUGGGGAGAAACCCUUUGAAUGUCCUGUUUGUGGGAAAAGUUUCCGUGAGAAUUCCUGCCUGGUGAGACACCAGAGGACGCACACAGGAGAAAAACCGUAUGAGUGCCUGGAUUGUGGGAAAAGUUUCAAGGAGAGUUCCCACCUGGUGGAACAUCACAGGACACACACAGGAGAGAAACCAUACAAAUGUAGUGAUUGUGGAAAAGGUUUUAAGCAGAGAUCUAAGCUUGUGAGACACCAGAGAACUCACACAGGAGUAAAACCAUUUCAAUGUCCAGAUUGUGGGAAAAGUUUCAGUCAGAAUUCUAAUCUGAUGAUACACCAGAGAACUCACACUGGAGAAAAACCUUAUCGGUGUCUGGAUUGUGGCAAAAGUUUCAAGCAGAAUUCUAAGUUUGUGAUGCACCGGAGGGCUCACACUGGGGAGAAACCAUAUGAGUGUCCAGAUUGUGGGAAAAGUUUCAAGCAGAAUUCCAUGCUUGUGAUACACCAGAGGUCUCACACAGGAGAAAAACCAUAUGAGUGUCCAGAUUGUGGGAAAGAUUUCAGUAUCAGGUCUAACCUUAUAAAUCAUGUAAGGUUACACACAGGGGAGAAACCAUUCAAGUGUCCAGAUUGUGGGAAGUGUUUCGCACAAAAUUCCUCUCUUAUUGUACACAAGAAAUUCCAUUUGAAACAAAAUUUGAUGUGUGUAGAAGAAUCUUGAACUUCAUUUCUCUUCUGACUUUGGAAGCCCAGUUGAGAAAUUAACCAUUUAAUUUCUUGUUUUAUUCUUUUUAGUCAAACAUGUCUUGAUAUCAGACAUGAGGGAGGAGAUCUGAGCUUCCUUUCUCUGGAGGAGUGUGGUUGUUCCUCUUCACAGCAUCGAGGGGAAUUGGGCCAGAGAAAAGGCACUUAGAUCUCUAUUAGGUAUAUUUGCCACCUUGAGUUAUUUCUACAUCUAAUUAAGGUGGGAUAUAGAUGUGUGUGUGUGUAUGUAUUUUUAUUUAGAAAUUGUGUAUGGCAGCCCAAUACAAUGUGACUCCAGACAGUUUACAGCAAUAAAAUACAGAAAGCAAUCAACAUAUAUGGUAAAUAGCAAAAUACAAAGCCUUGAUAUUUGGCAUACUCCCACACCAUUGCAUUCCCCACCAGACUAAAAAGGGCCCAGGUGUCGUCUUCCUGCACAGCCCUUUCUCUGGGUGGCAAACUCAGAGGUGCAAGCAGAGGGUGAGUUGUAGUCCUAAGCUGCCAGCCUUUCACUGUCCUCUUCAGCUGUAAUUAGAAAAGAUCUGAAUUUGCAGCAAUGCCUUGAACUGCUCUGCCAGGAAAACCUCUCAUGAUUUUAUUAUGCAUAGAAAACUGCUGUUGAAGGUAUAAAGCCUGCCAGGAUGCCAACUGUCCAGAAGGGGGGAAAUUACACUUCCAGCUCUCUCUUGAGCCUG
Molecule: messenger RNA, 2436 nt
Organism: Pseudonaja textilis
Lineage: Eukaryota; Metazoa; Chordata; Lepidosauria; Squamata; Elapidae
Source: RefSeq, a predicted model, not a curated record